Molecule: messenger RNA, 570 nt
Organism: Trichomonas vaginalis G3
Lineage: Eukaryota; Parabasalia; Trichomonadida; Trichomonadidae
Product: peroxisome biogenesis protein 22 family
Exons: 1
Coding region: 1-570 (189 amino acids)
Biological process (GO): peroxisome organization
Source: RefSeq, a predicted model, not a curated record
AUGAGCGAUUAUAAUGAUAGUUUCUUAUUCUUACUUCCUUUAGCCAUUGCAGCCAUAAUAUACUUUUUAUUUAUAAAUCGUGGUAAAGGAUCUAAGAAUGAAGAACAAAAUAAGGAUGCUAUUCCAACAAUCACUUCAAAACCAAUCAUAACAAUUACAGCUAAUUAUGUUUUAGCCGACGAUAACUGGAAUAUUAGCACUGGUACUCGAAUGGCCCUUGAAAUUCUCUCUAAAAGAACUUGCAUCUUUGUCUUCGCAAUUGUUAAAGAUAAGGAUGAAGCAGCACUCGCUAAAAAGCUUCUAUCCGAAAAAUUGAACGGUCUUGUUGAAUCAAACCAUAUACUUCCUUGCCAAACAGCUAUGGGAUGCGCUUCCAUGGCCAGACAGUUAGAAUCAUCGGCUCAUUUUGAUUAUAACCCAGAAGCUAUUCAUCAAGCAUCAAUUUUCAUUCCAAGUAUUUUGAUCGCUCCUCCUUCUGUCGAAUCUCCACAUGCAAAGUGGGCAAACUCAAGUUUUGAGGACUUCAUCACAGGUGGAAAUACAGAGUUCUUCUCUAUCCUUCCAAAAUAA